CAAAACUGGCUAUACCAGUAACCACUCUGAUGUCUUUCGCUCUCUAAGCCUACUCGCAGAAGUGCUUUCAUUUAGUACCUAUAGACAUGUCUCAAAGCAAGCCUGAGGAGCGUCUAGCUUUGGAGCUGAGCUGUGCGAUCUGUUUGCAGCUGUACCGUGAUCCCGUGGCCCUUCCUUGUGGACACAAUUACUGCCUGGGUUGCAUACAAAAUGCUGCCAGCGCAGAAGAUCCCAAGUCGCCGAAACGGUGCCCGGAAUGCAGGGAAGAGUACGGCAGCCCCGAGAAGCUUCCCAAGAACUUCAAGCUCAGCAGUAUCGUGGACGGGUUCCUGGUGGCCACGACAGGCGGCGGACUGAGAGGAGGCCCGACGGUGCCAUGCGACCAGUGCCUGGACAACCCUAUAGCUGCGGUGAAAUAUUGCACACGCUGUGAAAUGUCACUGUGCCCUGGCCAUCUCAAAAAACACGAGGAACGACACCGCUCGGUACACGUUUUAGUGGAGCUGCCCGCCGAGCGGGAUGGGAAGAGGUGCCCGGUGCACUUGAAGGUCACGGAGUACCUGUGUACGCAGGAGCGACUGUUCCUCUGCUCCGAGUGCUUGAUGGAGGGCACUCACCAGCACCACGAGGUGCAGACGUUUGAGGUGGCGAAGGAGGAGAUGAAAAGAGUUCUUGAGGAACUGGGGAAGGCUGUGUCUGACAAGCUACAGAUGACAGAAGCUCUGCUGAAAAGCGCCAGCGAAGGCCCUACGGAUAAGGCCGAAGAUAAACUGGUGGCCAGAGCAAACAUAUUGCUGGACAACAUGACUUCGCUUAUAAGUACAUACAAGAGUCGUAUGAGCACCGUGAUGGACGACAAGCUUCAUUCACGGGACAAAAGCUGGCAGGCCAAACUAUGCGAUUUGGAAGGUUGUCUACACCAGCUGCAAGAUGCCCAGAAGUGCACCGGUGAGGUUCUGUCUCAAUCCUCAGAGUUUCUCUUCAUCCAGAACUACCUCAACGUUGAAGCAAGAGUCCGCCAGGCAGCUAACGUCACCAUUCCUGCCCUACCUUCCGAAGAGCCUUCCAAUGCCAAGCAGCUGCGCUCGGUCCUCCGCACAGACGCCUUCCAUGCCGAAAUGAGUCUUCUGUUGGAGUGCCUCCACAGCAUGAUGAACCCUCUAGACCUGACCUUCAACCCAGCCACGGCCCAUCCUAGCCUUCUGCUGUCCAGCGAUCUCAAAACAGUCAAGCAGUGUGCCGGAGUUAAGAGCAAUACCAGUGGAGAUCAGAGCGAACGCUUCUCCACGGCCACUCAGGUCAUGUGCACUGAAGGUUUCUCCACGGGAGUUCACAUGUGGGCCGUAGAAGUUGGUCCUGGGUGUAUGUGGUCUGUGGGAGUGUGCUAUAAAAGCAUCCCACGUAAAGGUGACCACAGCAGGCUCGGGCAUAACGCCAGUUCCUGGAGAGUGCAGUGGAAAAGCAAGAAGCUGACGGCGUGCUACGACUCGGCUAGCGUGGCCGUAGGUGAAGGGCUGGUCAUGCCGCCAAAGAAGGUCGAAGUGACCCUGGAUUACGAAGGAGGAACUAUUGCAUUCCACAGCUCAGGUCAAGGAGGGCGAAAACAGCAUCUUUAUACAUUUAGUGCCGUGUUCAAGGACAUAGUGUAUCCUGCGUUCGGGAUCCACUCUACUUCAGAGGAGUCGUGGAUAACCAUUCUGAGCGGCGUUUGACACCAGAAUGCUUUCAUUUUUAUUCUUUCUUCAUUCUCUUUGUCCUUUUUUCAUUCUUUAUGCAUUAUUAUGUCUAAACAUCUGAAAGAAACACCCUGGUAUAGUCUAGGAAUGCACACAUUAUUUACUAAAGAAAAAACCUUGUAACCACUUUGCAGUUGUUGAUGUUAAGUAAAAAUGUUGGCGUGAUAUUAAAUUCUUCAUUUAACAUGCUAAAUGAACAAAUACCAACAAUCUGUACAAUGAUCAAGAAUGUAGUUACCAAUCCAAAAGGAAAUGGCUUGAAAUUUUGAGAUGGUACAUAUGUGUCACCUCAGUUUAAAUAGGCAUGAUGCUUCUGAAACAGUCAUAAUGUAUGUAUCAGAGCAAAAAACACAAUUACAAAUCAACUUUUAAACUGUGAAUGAAAUAUAUGUGCAACACCUUUAAGUAUUGCCAUACAUUUAAAAAUAGGACAAACUGAAUGGGUUUUAAGUGUUACUUAAGUCUAGUUUCUUUGGUCCCAUAUACUAUUUAAGAAAGUAGAUGAAGUAAUACCACAGACAGUGUGUUUUAUCCAGAGGUCAGCUAUUUCUGUAUCUGGGAAACAAUCAAAUUCAGAUGCCCUUAAAAAAAAAACAGAGCAUGAAUGUUAUCAGUGCUUUUUGUAUUUCAUAAGAGUUUUGCUUCUAGUUUCACUUGAACAAAUGGGAAUGCCCGUAAAAGUGACUCUAAAGAAUGCAAAGUAUGCGUGUACAUGAUGAGCAAAUUAACACACAUGCUACUGAACAACAUUAUUCAGAGACAUACACUCUUAAAAAAUGUAGAUUCCAAAAGGGCGUUUCUGCAGUGAUGCCAUAGAAGAACCAUUUUUGUUUCCUCAAAAAACCUUUUAGUGAACAGGUCCUAAAAGAACCAUUUUGAAAAACUUUUAAAAAAUCUAAAGAACCUUUUUUGACUAUAAAGAACCUUUUCUGCAUUUAAAAGGUUCCAUGGUUAUUAAAGGUUCUUCACAGAACCACUGAUGCCAGUAAAGAACCUUUAUUGUUAAGAGUAUAUGCGCUGUUUUGCUGUUUAGAAGUUGGAUAGAUUAUGGAGUUAGAAGUUAAACAUGGAAAAAUGCCUGCAGCAAUGUUCUUAUCUGUACAAUGGUCUGUAUGCUUUCACAAUGAACAGAAAUAA
Messenger RNA from Labeo rohita (rohu), 2873 nucleotides. RefSeq names its product E3 ubiquitin/ISG15 ligase TRIM25. Bases 87 to 1712 code for a protein of 541 amino acids. The record is from RefSeq and is a predicted model, not a curated record. The transcript is spliced from 2 exons. Gene Ontology annotation, molecular function: zinc ion binding; protein binding. NCBI's taxonomy places the organism in Eukaryota, Metazoa, Chordata, Actinopteri, Cypriniformes, Cyprinidae.